This is a messenger RNA of Myxocyprinus asiaticus (Chinese sucker), 2161 nucleotides long. Its product is annotated as ADAMTS-like protein 5. The transcript is spliced from 14 exons. The record is from RefSeq and is a predicted model, not a curated record. Lineage: Eukaryota; Metazoa; Chordata; Actinopteri; Cypriniformes; Catostomidae. Gene Ontology annotation, molecular function: protein binding; metalloendopeptidase activity. Gene Ontology annotation, biological process: extracellular matrix organization. The coding region runs from base 528 to 2150 and encodes 540 amino acids. Gene Ontology annotation, cellular component: extracellular matrix.
ACUAUCCGAACUAUGAAAUGAAAUUGUACUGCUGUGAGGUAGCCUAAUCUGACUUCAGCCUUCAGACCUUGUUGGGACACUGGACCACUGAUAUGAAACUGAAAGCGAGUCAGCGGUUUGCUCCUUUUCUGAAACGGCACUUUGUAAUCCUGGAGAAGAGCCUUUGCUCCCUUAAAUAAUGCACAUGAGCGGAUACAAUGUAAAUAAAUAUAUCAAGUUAAUUAACUAAUGAGAUCUUCUGCGUCAGUGCAAGAUUCCGUGGACAGCUCCUCUUCUGGUGAUUCACCCUCAUUUAUUUGGUUUCUGAGUCUGGGAAAUCUCCGGGAAAAGUGCCGCUUUACAAGAAGAGGAGAGGAAACUCUUCAAAAGCAUGGAUGCAGUUAGGUGUCCCGACUUUUUUGAUGAUAAAAGCAACUGGGAACACACAGCUCAUGGUCUUUACUUUAUCAGAUGAGUUCGAUUUCCGAUCUAGAGAGGAUUUUACGUUAUUGUGUGUGUGUGUGUGAGACACCUGAAGAAGAAAUACAAUGCAAAAGUCCAGCAGGAAACUGUCUCUGUGCCAGGCUUUUAUCCUUGUAACAGUGCUGCUGUGUCCAGGUUGCCUGUCAUCUCAGUCGUCAUCCAGGAGAGUAGAGGUGGGAGGUGAGGGCCCACAGAUGUGGAGCCAACUGCAUUUCAUGAAUGAGUGGGCCUCGUGGGGUGGAUGGUCUGUGUGCUCGCACUCUUGUGGGGGAGGAGCCUCUGUCCGUACGCGCACAUGCAUCACCAGAAAUCUAGUUGGAGGGCCAUGCUCAGGGGACACCAGGCAAUACAAGAUCUGCAACACAAAGGAGUGUGCAGCUGGCUCUCUGGACUUUAGAGAACUGCAGUGCAAAGCUUUCAAUGACAGACCCCUUGUUGCUGGCAACAGUUACCAAUGGACUACCUUUCAUCGAGGUUCUGACCCCUGUGAACUCAGCUGCCUGGCUAUUGGACACAACUUCUACUACAAUUUUGGGCGCGUCCUUGAUGGCACUCCUUGCCAAACAGAACAGGGCGCUGUCUGUGUGAAUGGAAAGUGCCUGAAGCCAGGAUGUGACUUGAUCUUUGGAUCCCAGCAGCAGGAGGAUGCCUGCAUGGUGUGUGGAGGCCACAACUCAACCUGCCUUCAUCACCGAAGUGUCUACCAGAGCAACGGGCAGAACAAUGCAGGACUGUUUGGAUACAGUGAGGUCACUAUGAUCCCAGCCGGAGCCACACACAUCAGAGUGACUGAUAACAGCAGAAACUAUCUAGCCCUCCAAAAUGGUCGUUCUCAGUUUGUGAUCAAUGGGAACUGGAAGAUUAAUGUUCCAGGGGAGUACAGUGUGGCAGGAACCAAAUUGCUGUACCGCCGCUCUGCUGAUACUUGGGAGAGUUUUGAAGUUUCAGGACCUACUCAGGAGGAUUUGCACAUUAUGGUAUUGUCAACUCAUAAGAACUCUGGGAUAGAAUGUGAAUAUUGGCUCCCUCCAGAUCGCUAUGCUCUGUAUCAUGGGAGAAGUCAACUUCGGCAGCCUCACCACACAGCAAACUUCUUGCCCUUUGGACCUCAAACCACAACCACAACUUCUACCACAACCACUACUACACCACAGCCAGUCACCAAACUUCCUUUCUGGGGUCCUACUGGUCACUGGCCGUUUCAACCCCCCUAUCAGCAGCAGCCAGUUCCACGUUUGGAAAGAGAUGAAAACCGCAGGAACCGGCUGCCCGAGAUACAUCGUAGAGAUCACUGUGGGAGAUGUCGGAGGGCACGAGGAAAAGGGGAGCGCCAGCGACAGUAUUGCCAGAAAGAUUUUGUAUUUAGAGCAAAAGUGAUAGAAAAAGUGUAUCAUGGUGAGGAGACCCGCUACGACGUCCAAAUCAUCCACACGUACCGCAACGGUUACCGUCUGGAGCACCGUGAGUUCCUCUGGGCACCCAACAAAUGUGACUGUCCCCCUCUGGAGGAGGGCCACCAGUACGUGUUGAUGUUGCGGCGGCAUAUUAAUUAUGAACACACUCUCAAUCGCAUCCUGAUAGAAGAGGACAGCUACGCUCAGCCAUAUCGAGCGCGUGAGGAUAGCCUGCUCCGCCCUCUAGAGGAGCUCUGCGGUAAUAGAGGAACUAGAACUCUGUUCAGGGGGUAAACACACAAGGU